AUGUCAAUCACAAGUUCGAUGUCGGCCCCAGUUGCCCAAUUGGCACCAGAGCUGCUGUGUCGCAUAUUUCUCAACUUUCGCUCGGACAGGUUGUACGGACAAUUCAUCUCCAGUGCCGGCGGCAGCUAUACCCUCAAGCCCAAGUUAUGCCCGACCCUCUUUCGUAUUUUGCUGGUCUGCCGACGUUGGCGAGAAGUGGCGUUGGCCUGCAGCCGAUUAUGGAGCCACAUCAGCAUCUGCAAUCCAUCCCCACCUCUUUUUUCGUUCAUGGUCGAGUACUCUCGAAAUUCUCCGCUCUCAUUGUCAGGCGGAAUUAAGGUGUAUUGCGAGGAAGAUGAAGAAAGGCUCGAUAGAGUCAUGCCUCUUCUUCACCGCGUUUAUGCCUUCCAUCUACGCGUAGACCUCACGGACCUUACAAAAGUGACAACAAUAUUCGGCCGUGUACUAAACGCAGAUUCCGCUCCCGAACUCCAGUCACUCGAUCUCUGGUACGGCAAAUCGUCCGCUCCGCAUGCCCACGUUACAGCCACCACAUCCUCGCUUCCAGCCCAUCUUUCCUCGCUCACUCUGAAUCGCGUCAUGGUCUCAAUGCCCCCGAAUUCCAUACACACAUCACUGACCACGCUCACAAUCAACUCCUUACCUUCACCGUGGAGGUGUCUUCUACCCGGUGCACUGAUCGAUACACUGGAGAACUUUCCUAAUCUGACAUCCCUCAGUAUGCACUGUGGCAGUGAACACGUCCCUCGUGUACGACCCGCACACAGGCCCCAACCAGCGGUUUUACCCCGUCUCCAACUCUUUACUCUAAGUGGAACUCCCGCCCACCUUGCAUAUCUGUUAUCCUCGCUAUUCCUCCCUCCUAUGGUGACGCUGGAGCUCUACAUAUUCGAAUCAACGACUUACGAUGCGCUUGACGUUCCUGCUGGGUGGGUAGCGCCUCAGAACCAAUUGGGCGAUCACGUCACCGAGGAGGCCAUAAACGAGGCCGCGAUCCUGUUCUUCACCGAGCUCAAAAAGCUCGUCAUGGCACGGUACCAGAGCUCGGAAGGCACGGAGAAUCAAGAGACAUACAGAGCCGAAUAUUCGUUCUUUCACGCAACAGAUGUUCAACGUCUCGACAUUGUGGUCAAACCACUGGCAAACGAAGACCGUUUGUCACCUUUCAUAUCUAUAAACUACUCCGAGACGCGCGAGACGCACGAGAUGCGCGAAGAGGACGACGGAAGCGAGGACGAAGACGGAAAUGAGUUCGGCAUAAAGGAAGCAAAUCCGAUUAUGCGCAAGUCCACCCUCCCUUUCCUUUCUCGCUUUUCCGAUCUCUUCCCGGUCAACGUCGUCCGCGAACUUCAGUUCAUAACGGACGUCCCAGCAUUCCCACUCAUCGACGACAUGCAGUGGAGACCCAGCUUUCUGGACUGGGAUGAACUACAGACCCUCCAUGUGACGGGAGCGGGCACAGCAGCUUGGAUGGCCCCAUAUUUAAUGAAGACCAGGAAUCGUGAUCUCCCUUCCGUUUUUCCGCAACUGAGAAUGUUCAUCCUCGACAAAGUCAACCAGAGUUCGUCCAUCGAGCCUCACCGUAUUUGGUCGGCACAGCUGCACACGAGAAGCACAUCAAUCGUCGAUCAAUGGGACCGUGUCCUUCGCGCUCGAGCUGCAUGUGCCAAUGGACAGAAACUUGAGAGAUUGGGAUUGGUCGAGGGCGGAGGGCGAAGGCUGUGGCGGACGUGGCUCAAGAUGGCCAAGGAGACGGUGUGGAUGAAGGAUUGCGAUGCGAGGUGGAAGUGGGAUGAGAGAUGGGGAUACGAAAGCAACGAGGAGAUGAGCGACACGGAGCACGAAUCUGAUAGAGGCGAUGGACCUGAUGAUGGCUGGAUUGAAGAGGUUGGAGACAGAUACACUAAACCAAUUGGUCUCAAAUACGAGUUGGAGCAGUUGAACGAGUGGGAAAAGGCCGUUUUCUCCAUUUCUCGUGCGGAAUCCAGAAAGGAGAAAGCUGAGUCCCCCUGUUCCCUCAACGGCUACCACAAGCCCCAGGAUCCUCCAGUACUAGCGAUCUUCAUCUUGAAGUUUCUCGUCGACAUAGAUCUCAAGGUCAAGAUAUCUACGAUGGUCUUCCCAGAUGAGAAGUUUGACAUGACCACGAAAUUGCCCACCGAACUACUUUCCCGCAUCUUCCACUGUUUCCGCUCGUUGACUCGCUAUAUUUCCUCCUCGGAAGAAUACAUCACGCUCGGAGAGUCCACAUAUGUUCUCGAUCCAACGCGUUGCCCGACUUUAUUUCGGAUUCUUCUCGUAUGCCAUCGCUGGCGGGCCAUCGCCCUGUCGGACAGUCGUCUAUGGUGUAAUAUCCACCUUGGUAAUCCACCACUACCAUUGUUGUCCUUCAUGUUGGAAUACUCGAGGACUUCGCCUCUCUCUUUCUCUGGCCCUAUUCCGAUACCUUCCGACAUGCAUGUCGCACCAGAGGUUCAAACCAUUCUGAAUCUUGUCCCUCGAAUUGAGCUUCUGCAUCUCAAAUUUACCGAUCCCAAUUCCUCGGGAUUCUCCCGCAUGAUCGGAAACUUGUCUGCCGCUAGCAUUCCCACAGCAGUAUUGAAGACUCUAGAGCUUCGAAUCCAGUGGGCUUGGAGCGCGAGUUCCAGAGAUAGAGGCUCUUCGUAUGCUAUCGACAUUUCUUCAUUCCCACCGUCACUGUCGUCCAUUACUCUAGACGGAGUUCUACCCUUUGUGCCAUUGCGACAUGACGCGAUCACAUCCCUCCAUAUGCAUUCCACUCCUGUACCGUGGAAGUGUUAUCUCCCAGGCAGUCUGUUUGACGCACUGGAAAAUUUGCCUAACUUGGAGUCUUUACGUAUGUCGCAAAAGCGGCACCCCGACUCAGUCCCCCGAGUCAGACCAACCCCACGAGUUCCACCCAUCUAUCUGCCCUUACUUCGUGCCUUCUCCUUAUCAGGCACUCCGACUCACUACGCGUACUUUGUCUCCUCGUUAUCCAUCCCCGCGACAGCCCUCAGGGAUAUAACUAUCUACGAGGCAGUCGAAUGCUAUGACACCGAUGACACACCCGAAGGAUGGGUGCCGCCGACAUCUCAGGCGAAUGUUAUGGACGAGUCCGCAGUUCAUCCCGAAGUGCUUCAGGAUUCCAGAGACUAUCUUCUUUCCGACUUAGAACACAUGUUUUCGACUCGUAAUCUGCUUCCAGAUCGAGCCGGGGAAACUUUCCAGGUCCACUUUUCCCUGCUCUUAACACAGGAUGAGGAAUACUUUUUCAAGAUCCUCGUUGUCUCCACUCCCGUACACCGAAGCGGAUUCAGGACGGUUCAUGAUCUCUUUGAUACGGAUAGCGCAAACAGAUCCGUGCCGGUACUCACCAUCAAGUACAUUUCACCACGCACCAUGGAAUGGGACGAACAUAGUUGGGAUCUUGCUCACCCAGUUAUCCUUCCUUUUAUCUCCGCCAUUUCACGCAUGUUCCCCCCGGACGCUGUCGACCACCUCCAUAUCUCCUCGAAUGUCCUCAUCGUCCAAAGUGCCAAAUCUGAUCUUGAGAGCGUACACGAAAAGAGCCCAGAGUGGACACCGUCCUUCCUGGAAUGGAAAACGAUUCGCUCCCUUCACGUUGAAGGCAAAGGGAUGGCGGAAUGGAUUGUGCCGCACCUGUCGGAAACGCGGCGGCUGAGCUACAGGGAGGGGGGGAAAUGGAGGACAGAGACGUCGGUUGUGGUAUUCCCGAAGCUGCAGGAGCUGCUCCUGGAUAAAAUCGACCUCACCUAUUACGAUCCACCCAACCCCCCACCUUAUCGUAGCCCAUUCCAAGUCUGGUCUAUGCGACCGAGGAGUAAUUCUCUUGAACUGUGGAAGGGCUGGGAGGCCGCAAUCGAGGGCCGAGCAAAAUGCGAAGGACAAAAGUUGCAGGGGUUGCUUUUGAUUGAGUGGUCUACUUGGGGAAGAUUGGAACAUCGCGAUUGGAUGGCCACACUCAGGAGCAGGGAUUGGAUCAACGGUGGCAACAUUCGGUGGGUUGCCGAUUCCACCUUUGAAGAAGAUGACAAUUUAUCGGGAUAUGACACUGAUGAAGUGGAGGAGGUCUUCGAGACGUACAAUGAUCCCAAUUACUUGUUGAUAAAAUGGCACCAGAAAAUGUGUGCUGGACUGUGCCAUGCGUUCUGUAACCAGCUCCCGGAUUAG
Stereum hirsutum FP-91666 SS1 is the source of this 4194-nucleotide messenger RNA. RefSeq lists its product as uncharacterized. Lineage: Eukaryota; Fungi; Basidiomycota; Agaricomycetes; Russulales; Stereaceae. The coding region runs from base 1 to 4194 and encodes 1397 amino acids. The record is from RefSeq and is a predicted model, not a curated record. The transcript is spliced from 4 exons.